Adineta steineri is the source of this 948-nucleotide messenger RNA. NCBI's taxonomy places the organism in Eukaryota, Metazoa, Rotifera, Eurotatoria, Adinetida, Adinetidae. The record is from the annotation of a GenBank genome assembly.
AUGACUCUUACGUUUGAAUUAUUACCAAACGAAAUAUGGCUUAUUAUUUUCAAUUAUUUAUCUUCACGACAUAGUUGGCGAGCAUUUUUUGGUAUUAAUAAACGUUUAAAUCAGCUAUUGACUUCGAAUCUAAUUCGUCAUACUAUCGAUUUGAAAAAUAUCUCUUAUUCUGAAAUAGUUCAGCUACUUGAAAACCAUGAUAGAAAAUCAUAUGAUUAUCAAUGGCAAGCAGAAUUUAUUUCCCAUGCGUCUGCAAUUUAUCUUGAAAAUAAUUUUGAUUAUGAGAUAUUAAUUAAUCGAUGGAUCGCAACAAAAGAAAAUUGGAAACUAUCAUCUUUAAGAACAAUUUAUAUUUUACCAGAAGCUAUGAACAUGAUUGGUGUAUUACUUCGUGAACUUAAAUUUGAAAAAAUUCUUCAAUCACAACUCCAUUGUCUUCAUCUUGUUUUCGACCAACCAUGUUCUACUUAUUAUUCUACAUUAUCUCACUUAGUGGAAAAACGUAUUUCAUGUCCAAUUAUGUUAUUAAAAGUAACAAGUGGUCAUAGAUACCAAAAUUGGGAAUAUGCAGAUUUAUACAAUAUAAAACAUCCAUUAUACUGGAUGCGUACUGUUUGCUUGACUAUUAGUGUACAACAUUCAUCAGAGCUUAUUCUUCUCUUCAUGCCUGAAGCUUUACCAUUACUUGAACAUUUGAAUGUAACUAUCGAACAGCCACGAAAAGAUUUAAUAACUAAAAGAAAACAACCAGCAAAAUCUGUUCAAUUAUCCGAAAAUGAUCUACGUUAUGCAAAUGCUGCCAAAACAAAACUUCGAUCAUUUGUGCUACGUCAAAUAGAGCUCGAUGAUCUUUUGACUUUAUUCAAUACGUUCACUUUUCCUCUUCUUGAUACACUUAUAUUGGUGGAUGUAUUUGAUAAAUGUAAGUACAAUGAACUUAAAUUUUGA